GUCCGGUGGCGGGAGGCGCGCGGAAGAAGGCUUGAUUUCCGGCGCGCGGGUGACGUCACGUGAGCGGGAAUGGCCACGGCAAGCGCUGCGGCGGCCGAGCAGGCGGCGGAGGCGCGGAGCAUGGAGCUGGAGGCGGUGGGGAACCGCUGGACCGUCCUCUUCUACGCCCACCAGGCCUUGCGGGCCUUCCGGGCCGGGAACAGCCAGGACUUCCGGCAGCUGCGCGACGUCCUCACCGCCGUGUUGGCGCGGCCGGUGGCCCUGGAGGAGCCGAUCCGGAUCCAGCUGCGGAUUAUCCAGAUCCUGUCCAGGCUGGAGGAAGAUUGGACCAUUGAUUCAGAAACUGAGCUCACGCCUCUUGAAAAUGGGCUUGCCCUUCUGGAGAAGCUCAGAGAGGAAUGCCAUAUCAAUGUGGAAAUAAUGGAGGAAUUAAAGAAAAGAAUAAAGGAGGCUGCUGUUAUCACCUGUAUUAAGAACAAAGAAUAUGAACAUGCCAACAAAAUCUUAAAGAAGUACCUGUCACAGGAUCCAAGCAGCAAGCAAAUUAAGGCUAUUUUGCAUCACAUCAUCCAAGAGAAAAACUCUUCUCAUCCAGCCAUCUGUCAGUUCUCCUACAAAGCUUUCCAGCAGCGGAUUCUUCUCUUCUUUGAACCUUACUUGGAUGAUUGUGAGCCAUUUCUCUUAGUGAUGGCAAAAAAGUAUUGCGAUGAUCAUGUGGAGUCCAAGGAGAGUCCAGCAGCAGCUAGCAGGGAUAGAACGGCUGUUUUGGGGGCUGCACAAGAGGCCCCCGAGACCUCGAGGACAGCAAAUGGAGAGAGAGUAGGAAAACUCAGCGAGGCCCCAGAGGCAGGAGGAAGGCCGGAGUCUGGAGCAGGAACCGGAGAAACAGCAGCAAAAUCUUUGCCAGCACUGGAUGAACGUGAAGUAUUGGGCUGCGCGGAGGCUGCCGAUGAGCCCACCAAAGCAUCCAUACAGGUGGAUGGAGCGACAGGGAUAGCAGAGCCCGCUGCCAUGGCCCCCGUGUCUGGGGCUUCCGACGACUCAAUGCAGGCCUCAAGCCAGAAGCCAGCUUUCUACGUGCUUUCUGUGCUGAGAGAAGCCUUCAAGAUUCUUUCUGAUGCCCCAGACCCUGAGGAGGCCUUCUUGCAACUGGACAAGACUGACUGGACUUAUUCCAAGCCACUCUCUCCUUCCGGCUCCCCCAGAGCUAAACGCCAGAAUAUGGAAAACGUCACUGUCCCUGCUCUUCUCGACCUGGAGAAGAUCAGAUCUGUGCCCUCUAUAAGCAACAUGCUCUUGUGGAAAGAGGGGGAACAUCGCAGGCAUUCCCCUACCAGGCAGUUGGUUGCAAAGCCACUUGUGACUCUGGAGGUCCAGUCAUCAGAGUGUGAAGAGAGCCACCCAAGUGCACCACCCCCAGGUUCCAGAUCUCCUCGGGCAUUUUCACGGUUUGGCCAUAGCCACUUCCCUAAAGGGGAAGGGAUGUGCCCCAGCAGGGAUGUGCCCCUCUGGGUGGGCAUCAGGAUGAUUGAAGGAAGUCAUUUUUGAACUCCUAUUGCGAUUUGGGGUAAGAACAACGUCCCCUGGAUGCUUGCCGAUGUGUGCCUCUGUGGCUGAAAGUGUCUGAUGCUGUCAGAGCCCAGGAGGGGCUCACGUGUAAUCGGGCUUUCUUUUCUGCUUUAGGGGGGCCAAACAAGCAGUUCUUUCCGUUCUUCAGGAAGAGAAAGAAUCCUGGAGUGAUGAGGACGAGAUCUUCAUGGACCAGCGUGAGUGCAUUAUUGAUGUAUUUGCCCUAAACUCUGCCAGUAAGCCUGAAGGGAAUGUUUA
Messenger RNA from Crotalus tigris (Tiger rattlesnake), 1827 nucleotides. It is a transcript of the gene TERF2, whose product is annotated as telomeric repeat binding factor 2. Gene Ontology annotation, cellular component: shelterin complex; chromosome, telomeric region; nucleus. The transcript is spliced from 8 exons. The record is from RefSeq and is a predicted model, not a curated record. Lineage: Eukaryota; Metazoa; Chordata; Lepidosauria; Squamata; Viperidae. Bases 70 to 1548 code for a protein of 492 amino acids. Gene Ontology annotation, biological process: regulation of telomere maintenance via telomerase; protein localization to chromosome, telomeric region; telomeric loop formation. Gene Ontology annotation, molecular function: double-stranded telomeric DNA binding; telomerase activity; G-rich strand telomeric DNA binding.